GGUGAUCGCCAUGAUGAAAAUCAUAGGAUCUAUCUGGUGGGAUUUAUUCAUGGCUGUUAUGAUUAUUCGGGCCUCUUGCACUCAUAUGAUGUUUGUGUGCACAUAAGCAGGGAUGGCUCCAAUUCCACUCCCAACAGCGUGGGUUUAAGGAAGGAAGGCCUAAAUAGUGGGGAUUAUUCUCUCUCUCUCUCUCUCUCUCUCUCUCUCUCUCUCUCUCUUACCCUAUUUAUCAGCAUCGGACGCUCUGCCUCUUAUUUCAGACCCCGUAGCUGUGAUGACCACAGGCAUGAGCACGGCAGGCGUUCAUCGAGGCUUCCUCAGGAAAUAUGGGGGCUUCAUGUUCAAACAGUGGAAAGAGAAAUACCUUGUGCUGACCAUGGAGGGAAGCCUGCUGGUGUGCCGUGAUGCAGAGUCCCCUCCAGAUCAGGUGGUGACCCUACAAAGCAACUGUGAGGCCAUUGUGGAGGGGCGAGAAAUCCUUGACCUACCCAAGUUGUCUCCAGGGGGCAGGAGGGACUGCUGCUUUGCCCUCAUCCUGCCACAGAACAAGUUCCUGCUGCUACUUACAGACAACCCAGAUGACUGCAAUCUUUGGCUGAAGUUGAUCAGGAAAGUGAGAGAGGGUGUUAUGUCACCCCUGACCCUUCAGAGACAGCGCAGCAUCACUCCCUGCAUCACAGACAGAGACCCCCUACCCGACUCCUCCAGCGAUAAAGACCCCGGGUCACCCAGGGUCGGUGAGGGCACUCCUCCUUUGUCUCGAGUCACUGAGCGCGGAGGCUCCUUCAGAGACAGAGGCCAAAACCAAGUCAGUGGACCCCGGCGGCCCCUACCUAGUGUUUCCGUGGCCCCCCCUCAUCGCGUGUCAGAUUGUCUUCGCCACGGCAACAGCAGCGAUGCGCGGGCCGUGAGGGCCGUGUGCCUGCUGAUGGGAGGGGCAGCGGCCUCCUCCGCUCUGGGCUACCUCAACUCCUGCUCCCCUUCCUCUCCUCUCGCCAGCAGAGCCCCAGAAAUGGCUCAUGGUGUGGGAGGCUUCUCUGAGCUUCCUGCAGGAGGCUCCUUCCACGCCUGCAGCCAGGACGUGGACUCCCCACACUUCAACAGCUUCGACUUUGAAGGGGACUCCGACUUUGAUGCAUUUGACUGCGGAGGAUUUGCAUUUUAGUUGUGACAAGAAAGAGAGCAGAAUUGUUUGAAAGUUCUCAGCAAAAUCCCUGUGUUGGUGUUCCUUUAUAACAUAAAGGCAUUGUUAUUAAUUAAUUUGCUCAUUGGGUUAUCUAUACGUCUAAUUUAUAAAUUAAUGAAGGCGUUCUUCCUGGCUUUAUGCCCAUGCUCCUCAGGUAAAUCAUUCAUGAUCUUGACUCCUCUGAACACUCUGUCUGUGUUGUAUCACUCUUUCCAUGCCACAGGAUGGCUUGAGGCUAACUUGAUGAGCAGUAUAAUGAUUCCGCACAGCCACACAGACAAUUUUAUUCUCAAAAUUGUAAAAAUAGUGUAUCUCCACUGUUUGUCUCAUCACUGUGUUCAUUUUAUACUUUUUUUUUAAGAACUUGACCUCUGUGAAUAUUUUCUCCUUGCCCACAGUCUUUCCAUUUCAUUGGCACUUUGCUUGAUUUCCCUUUGCCCUGCUCUCAGAAUAAUGCCCCAUCCCCUACCAUCUGCGCAUACCAGUAUCAUGACUAACAUGCAGUCCAGAGGUGAACUCUGCCAAAUAAAUCCUGCUGUCACCAUGACCAUGCAUCUUUCUGCUGCUUAUUUUUAUUUUUUAUUUGGCUGGCAUGGGGUGGCAGUGCAGGCAGCAGGCCAUGGUUUGGAGAGAAGGGAUGAUGGAGGAGAUUUGCAGGGGGGGUUAUGUUGAGCCUGAAUGGCUACAUGUGUGCUUAUCUGAGAUUUUGAUUCACUGCAAAAAUAAUCUCUUGGGUUUACAGCCCAUGAGCUGGAUGUGGAUUUAUACACUGUGUAUGUGUUUGUGUACGUGCUCUCUGUUUUUGCACCGGGAUGGAUGGGCUACAUGUGCUGACAUCAACAUCCAGCACUUGCUUACAAACCGCUGAAUGAACGGGAAGCCUUAUGAGAUGCACAUGACUUCUCACUGCAUGCUCCUUUGUCUCAAGUGACUCAACUGACAGUGAUCAUGAUGCUAUAAUUGAAAAAUAACUGUUAUUUUUCACACAGAUGACAAUAAAUCCUUGACAUCCUGGAGAAGA
Messenger RNA from Lates calcarifer (barramundi perch), 2207 nucleotides. RefSeq lists its product as uncharacterized. The record is from RefSeq and is a predicted model, not a curated record. Gene Ontology annotation, biological process: regulation of cell differentiation. Gene Ontology annotation, cellular component: membrane. Lineage: Eukaryota; Metazoa; Chordata; Actinopteri; Centropomidae. The coding region runs from base 275 to 1165 and encodes 296 amino acids. The transcript has 5 exons.